Molecule: messenger RNA, 156 nt
Organism: Nezara viridula (southern green stink bug)
Lineage: Eukaryota; Metazoa; Arthropoda; Insecta; Hemiptera; Pentatomidae
Source: the annotation of a GenBank genome assembly
AUGAUGACCCGGGCUUCACAACCCGUAACGCUCACUGCAGGAAAGAUGUACCCCAUUAAUGUGGAGAUUCUGGUGGGACUGUUCCAGUUUACGUAUACUAUAUCCAUGGCCUUGGCGAAAUGUAAAAUUUAAAUACUUCCCCAUAUUGUAUUUCAU